This is a messenger RNA of Exophiala bonariae, 2133 nucleotides long. RefSeq lists its product as uncharacterized. The coding region runs from base 1 to 2133 and encodes 710 amino acids. Gene Ontology annotation, molecular function: DNA-binding transcription factor activity, RNA polymerase II-specific; RNA polymerase II cis-regulatory region sequence-specific DNA binding. NCBI's taxonomy places the organism in Eukaryota, Fungi, Ascomycota, Eurotiomycetes, Chaetothyriales, Herpotrichiellaceae. The transcript has 2 exons. The record is from RefSeq and is a predicted model, not a curated record. Gene Ontology annotation, biological process: regulation of transcription by RNA polymerase II.
AUGAGGGUGAACACUAGCUUGCCACAACAACGACAGAACUUCCACCGACGAGGCCAAUCGUUUGAUCAACAACGAAGCCCCAUCCGGAAGCACCACCAUGGCAGCACAGUAAGUAUAACUGACAUAGGACAAUUCCACGGACAACAAAUUUUGCGAGAAGCGCAGCAGCAAAGAAUACCACGACCGGGCCAGCAACACCAACAGCAACACCCACAACAUCAACAAUUCCAACAAAACCAAAUGAACAUGAGCAUUGAUAUGCCCAUCUCGCCGGCGUGCGGCAUGUUCCAAAUGCCAAAUUCUCUACCUGGAACCCCGUACGAAAACAUGACAAUGAACGAGAUCAUGCACCAGAAUUCCCAGAGCUUAGAUUUCUCACAGACUCAACCCUAUUACUCCGACAUGAACAUGCCAGUCUCCAACAUUCAAAAUAUGGGAAUUAUGGACGAGAAUAAUGCCCAGUAUUUCCAAGACAAUCAUGUACUGCAAAUACAUCCCACCACUGGCAUUUCCUUCGAUAAUCGGAGGAUGUCGCAACCAGAUCUGCGGGUUCAGACACAGUUGCGACCCCAUACACCUUCCAAUCAAAUUCAGACUGCACAAUUUCCUCUCACCCCUCCAGUCAGCCAUCACAAUUCGCAUGUCCAGUAUUCCAGAUCCUUGCAAGCCUCUCCCGCUUUGCAAUCACCCUACCCCAUUCCGAUGGCCAGAGGUAGAUCUCUGCAAGGCAUCAUCGAACACGACGAAUCACGACAAGACUUCUUGGCCACUCCUGCUGGUACCUCUUUUGAGCUGGCCGAGAUGCCCGUCCCUGAACCUCGUGGGCGACGACAGACCCCUCCCCCGCAUAGACAACUGGAACCAGCCAAGGUAAAGACUGAGCAGGCCGUGUUUAAUGAAGCUCUGGACUUCUCCAAUGACGAUAGCCCAGCUAAUUUACCGAAUCUGGACAUCAACUCUGUUCCUGUCUUGACCUCGGAUCAAAUCAAGUCUGGAAGUAGUUCUCCCACGAGGCUUGCCUUGUCACCACGCCGCAUGUCAAUCUCAGACCUCAAUCUCGAACCGGGCAUUGAGGCCUCAAUCGAGGAAACCAACGUUACGCUGGACGACAUUGCCCAGUAUAUUGAAGGACCAGAUGGCGCAGAUAACAAAUGGAUCUGCAAAUUCGAAGGUUGCAACAAGAAGUUUGGCCGAAAGGAGAACAUCAAGUCACAUGUUCAGACUCAUCUUGGUGACCGUCAAUUCCGUUGCGAUCAUUGUAAGAAGUGCUUCGUUCGAGGUCACGAUCUAAAACGCCAUGCAAAAAUCCAUACCGGCACAAAACCAUACCCUUGUUUGUGUGGUAACUCUUUCGCUCGUCACGAUGCCUUGACAAGACAUCGGCAAAGAGGAAUGUGCAUUGGAGCUUUCGAUGGUGUUGUCAAGAAAGUUAUCAAACGAGGAAGACCGAAGAAGCAUAGACCAGAAAUGGAUGAACGUCUCGACAAGGCUGACCGCACUCGCCAAAAGAUCGCAGACUUCCAGGACAAUUAUACUUCGUCCGCUUCAAGUUGUUCAAUCUCCAGCUGGGGCUCACCUCCAACAGAAAAUUUCGAGAGCUUAAGCAUCAGAGGAUCUUCACCAUAUGAAAGCAUGCCAUUGUUUGCCGUUGCCCCCAAUGAUGGGACUCUCGAUCCCAUGAUGAGCUUCCCUCCCGACAAUUUCUCAUUUACGCCACCUGCAAGUCCCGGCUUCUCAACAGGAAACAAACCAAGCCCGAAUUAUCGCGAGCUGACCCCUGCAGAGCUCGGGGAUUUGACAAGCUUCCAAACCAGUACUUCGUCACAGAUGCUUCCAGAGCUACCUGCCAUGGAUCAAGGUCUACCCAUGAUGACUAUGGUCGGCGGUUUGUCUCUGCCAACUUCUGGACAAAGCCUACCAAGCCUCUCACAUUCGAGCUCAUCACCUGCCGCCGACGUGGUAGUCUUUGAUUUCUCCGACCAAUUCCAAAGUGGUCUUCCUUCUUCAGCAAACACUUCGCAGCUGCCCAUGAAGCUUGAGGAAAGAAAUGAAUUCGAUACAUUCCUCGACUAUGGAUCCUUAGACAUGGGCCUCGAUGCUUCAUCCCAAGAUUUCUUCGCCAAUCUCUCAUGA